UCGGGUAUUUCCGUGUCCCGCUCGUAGGUACUCGGCAAUCUCUCGGUCUCCCCAUCCCCCGGUAACGGUCGCUGGUGAGUUUAAAUGAGCCGGGGCUGGCAGGGCCGGAGCCGCUACGGGGGGGCCUGAGGCACUGCAGAAAGUGGGCCUGAACCUCAACGAUGACGGUGCUGCAGGAACCCGUCCAGGCUGCUAUAUGGCAAGCACUAAACCACUAUGCUUACCGAGAUGCAGUUUUCCUUGCAGAACGACUGUAUGCAGAAGUACACUCAGAAGAAGCCUUGUUUUUACUGGCAACCUGUUAUUAUCGCUCAGGAAAGGCAUAUAAAGCAUAUAGACUCUUGAAAGGACACAGUUGUACAACACCACAGUGUAAAUAUCUGCUUGCAAAAUGUUGUGUUGAUCUCAGCAAGCUUGCAGAAGGGGAACAGAUCUUAUCUGGUGGAGUAUUUAAUAAGCAGAAAAGCCAUGAUGAUAUUGUUACAGAGUUUGGUGAUUCAGCUUGCUUUACUCUUUCAUUGCUGGGACAUGUAUAUUGCAAGACAGAUCGGCUUGCCAAAGGAUCAGAAUGUUACCAAAAGAGCCUUAGUUUAAAUCCUUUCCUCUGGUCCCCCUUUGAAUCAUUAUGUGAAAUAGGUGAAAAGCCAGAUCCUGACCAAACAUUUAAAUUAACAUCUUUACAGAACUUUAGCAACUGUCUGCCCAACUCUUGCACAACACUAGUAUCUAAUCAUAGUUUAUCUCAUAGACAAACAGAAACAGUUCUUACGGAAACACCCCAGGACACAAUUGAAUUAAACAGACUGAAUUUAGAAUCUUCCAAUUCAAAGUACUCCUUGAAUACAGAUUGCUCAGUGUCUUAUAUUGAUUCAGCUGUAAUUUCACCAGAUACUGUCCCUCUUGGAACAGGAACUUCCAUAUUGUCUAAACAGGUUCAAAAUAAACCAAAAACUGGUCGAAGCUUAUUAGGAGGACCAGCUGCACUUAGCCCAUUAACCCCAAGUUUUGGGAUUUUGCCAUUAGAAACCCCAAGUCCUGGAGAUGGAUCCUAUUUACAAAACUACACUAAUACAUCUUCUGUAAUUGACGUGCCAUCCACCGGAGCCCCUUCAAAAAAGUCUGUUGCCAGAAUUGGCCAAACUGGAACAAAGUCUGUCUUCUCACAGAGUGGAAAUAGUCGAGAGGUAACUCCAAUUCUUGUUGCGCAAACACAAAGUUCUGGCCCACAAACAAGUACAACACCUCAGGUAUUGAGCCCCACUAUCACAUCUCCCCCAAACGCACUGCCUCGAAGAAGUUCUCGACUUUUUACUAGUGACAGCUCUACAACCAAGGAGAAUAGCAAAAAAUUAAAAAUGAAGUUUCCACCUAAAAUCCCAAACAGAAAAACAAAAAGUAAAACCAAUAAAGGAGGAAUAACUCAACCUAACAUAAAUGAUAGCCUGGAAAUUACAAAAUUGGACUCUUCCAUCAUUUCUGAAGGGAAAAUCUCCACAAUCACACCUCAGAUCCAGGCAUUUAAUCUACAGAAAGCAGCUGCAGAAGGUUUGAUGAGCCUUCUUCGUGAAAUGGGGAAAGGUUAUUUAGCUUUGUGUUCAUACAACUGCAAAGAAGCUAUAAAUAUCUUGAGCCAUCUACCUUCUCACCACUACAAUACUGGUUGGGUACUGUGCCAAAUUGGAAGGGCCUAUUUUGAACUUUCAGAGUACAUGCAAGCUGAAAGAAUAUUCUCAGAGGUUAGAAGGAUUGAGAAUUACAGAGUUGAAGGCAUGGAGAUCUACUCUACAACACUUUGGCAUCUUCAAAAAGAUGUUGCUCUUUCAGUUCUUUCAAAAGACUUAACAGACAUGGAUAAAAAUUCACCAGAGGCCUGGUGUGCUGCAGGGAACUGUUUCAGUUUGCAACGGGAACAUGAUAUUGCAAUUAAAUUCUUCCAGAGAGCUAUCCAGGUUGAUCCAAAUUAUGCGUAUGCCUAUACUCUAUUAGGGCAUGAGUUUGUGUUAACUGAAGAAUUAGACAAAGCACUAGCUUGUUUUCGAAAUGCUAUCAGAGUCAAUCCUAGACAUUAUAAUGCAUGGUAUGGUUUAGGAAUGAUUUAUUACAAGCAAGAAAAAUUCAGCCUUGCAGAAAUGCAUUUCCAGAAAGCACUUGAUAUCAACCCUCAAAGUUCGGUUUUACUUUGCCAUAUUGGAGUAGUUCAACAUGCACUGAAGAAAUCUGAGAAGGCUUUGGAUACCCUAAACAAAGCCAUUGUUAUUGAUCCCAAGAACCCCCUAUGCAAAUUUCACAGAGCCUCGGUUUUAUUUGCAAAUGAAAAAUAUAAGUCUGCUUUGCAAGAACUUGAAGAAUUGAAACAAAUUGUUCCCAAAGAAUCCCUCGUUUACUUCUUAAUAGGAAAGGUUUACAAGAAGUUAGGUCAAACGCACCUCGCCCUGAUGAAUUUCUCUUGGGCUAUGGAUUUAGAUCCAAAAGGAGCCAAUAACCAGAUUAAAGAGGCAAUUGAUAAACGCUACCUUCCAGAUGAUGAGGAGCCUAUUACCCAAGAAGAACAGAUCAGAAUGCCGUUGGGGGAGGAAAGAUGAUAGAUGUGACAGUAUGUUGAAAACAUUUGGGAACAGAUGAAUCCCAGGAGAGCAGCAUGACAGAUGCAGACGACACACAACUUCAUGCAGCUGAAAGUGAUGAAUUUUAACUUCUGGAAAUCAGACGUUUGCAACUGGAUGUGUGACUAGUGCUGACAUGUUUCUUGUCCCUCCAUAUACUGAGUCUUCACUCUGGAGCCGCCAGUGUCUUCAUCCAUCCCUUAUACCAUGAGUGUGCCACUUUCAUUGGACCCUGACUGAACACAGAAUGAAAGGCAGUGCAAUAUUGAGCUGCUAACAAGACUGGCUCUUUCACCAGUAUGAAUGACAAUUUAGGGGGUUAGGGUGGGAACUUUCUUUUCUUUUUCUUUUUUUCUUUAAUCUCCCUUUGUUGGAAAACUAUCAUGGAAGGAAGAGUUAUGUUUUAUUUUGAAGGAACCAUUAGAUAUGGAAAAUAGUGAUGAAUCAAAAUUUCUUGGUUGUUUUCCCAGAAAUUUGUUUUUAUUUGGUUCUGUUCCUGAUAAACAGAGUGACUGACCUUCAUUUAUAGGUUCUUCAAGAAUGGUGUUAGCAAGUGCCAGAUGGAAUAAUAAAAGACAUUGCCUAUAACAGUAACUUGAUUGCCAAGGAAUGUAAAUUACCUUCAACUUGCAGUGUCUCCCAUAAAUGUAUGGCAUAUUGGGGCUGAUGUGUAGGAAUCAAAUAUCCCUCCAUAACAGUGUACAAGAAUGCUUUAAUGUCUACCCAAGAAUUUUAAUUUAUUCAUCUUGCUUCAAAGUGUUGAUCAUUGUUGUCUUGGUAUUGCAAACUUCAAAGCUGGUCCUUACCAUAUUGCCUCUUCUCUUUGAGCUCUGUGGGAUCACCUUCAGGACUCAGAGAUGAUAGAGUGGUUGCCCACUGAAAAGCCAAAACAAGGCCCAUAACCAACCAUUGAAGUUCACCAUAAGAAAUUAAAAUAAGAACACUAAAGUGGAGAGACAUUAAGAGAUCAUGAUAGUGAAAGCCUUAAUACAGUCAGAAUUGUACCAUAACCUUGAAUCUGUAUUUGUUCAAGACAGUACCCUUUGACUUUUCUGAGUGUUUAAGCAGGGUGCGAGUAUGUGUAGUUACCUUUGUUUGAGGUCAUUUCCCUUCUUUUUGGCUCUCUGCUUCAAAUUAUUUUCAGUAGUGAGUCAGCAAAACUGAGAGUGAUUGGGUUUAGGGUAUCAGAAAUAUUUAGCUGCAAAAAAAAAACUUCUUAUGAAGGCAAUAAAUUCUCUCCUGAGUUUGUCAUUAUAGUGGUUGGUGUCUUUAGGGAAUGGCCACAGUUUUAAAGAUCUAAUUAUGCAUACUAAAAUGGGAAUUACUGGGAUUUCACAGUAACAGAUUUAAAGUCUUAAAUUGUGUAUCUCCUUUAUUGUAAUGUAUUGAAAUUUUUAGAGAAGCUUUAGUUAAUAUUUUAUUAAGUGCCAAUGUUAGAGUAUAACAAAUGAUAGUUUCUUAUGAAUGACAGGCCUACCAUUAUUAUUUUGGAUUUUUUGAUGAAGGACAAACUUAUCUACUGGUUACCUGUAUUUGUUAGUCAAGCUGUGAAAAUAGGUGGAUUACAGAAGAUGUGAAAAUAUUUUAGCCUGUAGGCUCAGUAAUUUUCUAUCAUUUACUAUUAAUCUGCUCAUUUAAAUGUGGAUUAGAUACCAUUAUAAAUUAAUUCAAGUCAGAGUCUUAGAUAUUGGGCACCAGAGAGAUAUUUAACAAAAUUUCCUACCUAAAUCUAUGUAAUAUGUGCUGCCUAAAAAAUAACUUACGAGAAAAGGAAAGGUUUGGAGCAAAUAAAUAUCAUUUAAAGUUCCCCAAGGAAUUUUUGGGUUCUAACAAAUAUUCCAUUUUAUUAUCUGUUAGUUCUAUAAUAUUUAAUUUUAUAUUCUUUUAUUUUUUUAAUUGGCAAAUUAUAAGCCAGCUGUAUAACAGUAUCAAAUACAAAGUUUCACAGAAAGCUUCAACCUGAGGUCUAUGUCACAAAGCCUAGAGAAAGCUAAGCUCAGAACAGAAUUUGUUGAUAUAUAAUUAGUUAUCUUUUUAGAGUAGGAAUUUAUGUCCUGUGCCAGAGGUGAGAGUCUUUCUGGUACUACUUUUGAGACCAACAAUAAAAAGAUAGUUGUGGAAGACACACCAUGGCAAUAGCUGGCUGAGGGACACUCAACCCAAGCUUGGCCAGGUUUCAUUUUUCCUCGCACAUACUUUCAAAGUCAUUUAAGUAUUUGAAGCCUUAUUUUCCACCUAGUAACUGUUUCUGGCUUUGUCCUUCUACCCUCCUUCCAUUCUUUAUUUGCAUGGAAUGGGGAUCAAACAACCAGAAGAGGACAUAUAUUUUGAUCAAGCAAAAUGUUUGCUUCAAAUUUCAGAAGUUACUUUGAAGGAAAUCAGAAAUACUAAGUACUUUAACAUCCUUUUUUGUUCUUUAAGCGUUCACACACACACACACACACUCUCUCUCUCUCUCUCUCUCUCUCUCUCUCUCUUUCUCUCUCUCUCUCUUUCUUUCAUUCAGAAGUUAUGUUGUGGCAUUGGGUAUUUUUCUCCCUUGGAAAUGGUUCUUAACUCCGGGAUUUUAGAAAGUUGGAAAUAUUUUUUCAAGAAAACAAUGGUACUCAACAUAAUGAAAGGUGGUCCCUACUUUUUCUGUAUUUUCUUACUUUAAAAUUCUUAUUUUUUCCAAGAACUGCAAGUAACAUUUGAACCAUGCUGCUGUUGUACCUUAAACAAAAACUCAGUGAUAACCAGUAUUUAGUCUAUUAAAAAUGCUCUUUUUGAAGAAAAAUGUUUGGAAGUCUCUGAUUAGCCAGAGUAUAGAGUGGGUCUUCACUGAGAAAUAUGGUGACCCGACCCGUUUUCUUUGUGAAAACCUGGGAAAAUGCAAGUGUGGAUGUGAUGUGUGUGUUCUAUUUGCAUUGAAACAAUGUGAUUUUGUGUCUUCCUUUUGCUUUUCCUGACUUAUUUCAGAAAUUGUACAGUCUUGGGGGGGAAAGUCUUUUCUGUUAAUAUAUUUGCAAUUCAUUAAAGGAUGUGGAAAAUCCAAAUAAAUUACUUUUGAAAGCAA
Manis pentadactyla (Chinese pangolin) is the source of this 5658-nucleotide messenger RNA. It is a transcript of the gene CDC27, whose product is annotated as cell division cycle 27. The transcript has 20 exons. Lineage: Eukaryota; Metazoa; Chordata; Mammalia; Pholidota; Manidae. The coding region runs from base 162 to 2582 and encodes 806 amino acids. The record is from RefSeq and is a predicted model, not a curated record. Gene Ontology annotation, biological process: cell division. Gene Ontology annotation, molecular function: protein binding.